This is a messenger RNA of Betta splendens (Siamese fighting fish), 1756 nucleotides long. RefSeq names its product transcription factor SOX-14. Lineage: Eukaryota; Metazoa; Chordata; Actinopteri; Anabantiformes; Osphronemidae. The transcript has a single exon. Gene Ontology annotation, molecular function: DNA-binding transcription factor activity, RNA polymerase II-specific; RNA polymerase II cis-regulatory region sequence-specific DNA binding. The record is from RefSeq and is a predicted model, not a curated record. Gene Ontology annotation, biological process: anatomical structure morphogenesis; regulation of DNA-templated transcription; cell differentiation. The coding region runs from base 319 to 999 and encodes 226 amino acids.
UUCUGAAGGGAUUACAGUCGCCUCCCGCUCCCAUUGGCUUGGUGCGCCGUGACAGUGGUGCGGUGCGCGUGCGGUGGUUGACAUGCACCGAAUUAUCCAUAACAACCUCCCAACUUAUGUGGCUUUCAUUCCCACUUAGCGCAAACGCUUCAGCCGCCGUGUCGCUCGGGACGCGGACUUUCUUAACUCAGAGCCCGGUAUUUUUUUAACCGGAUCCAUCUUUUCCAUUUUACGCACGAGACGAGCAUGAUCUUUUCGGAGAGGUGACUUACUUUAAAGUGGGAUCAGUGAGCUUUAGUGAAUGUGCCACUUCCUGAAAUGGCAAAGCCUUUAGACCACAUUAAAAGACCAAUGAACGCCUUCAUGGUGUGGUCCAGAGGCCAGAGGAGGAAAAUGGCCCAGGAAAACCCCAAGAUGCACAACUCUGAGAUCAGCAAGAGACUCGGCGCGGAGUGGAAGCUGCUCUCGGAUCCGGAAAAACGUCCGUACAUCGACGAGGCCAAAAGGCUGCGGGCGCAGCACAUGAAGGAGCACCCGGACUAUAAGUACAGACCGCGGCGCAAACCCAAGAGUCUCGUGAAGAGAGAGCGGUUCGUUUUCCCGCUCCCGUCGUUGCUCGGCGAGGCGGCGGGAUUCUCCGUGGAGCCCUUCCUCGUCCCGGGGGACAAAGCCAGGGCGCUGCUCGCUCCCGCCUCCGGCUCGUCGUCCUUCCCGCUGCUGGAGCCCGUGGCGCAGUUCAGCACCGGAGCUGUCCAGCGGGUGGCGGAGGUUCCCGCCACGCUGCCCUACGGCGCGCACGCGCUCGGGUAUCAGACUGGGGCCAUGGGGGGUCUGACCCACGCCCACCCGUCGGCGUCCGGCCCCGGGUACGUGGUGCCAUGUAACUGUAGCGCCUGGUCUGCGGCCAGUGUGCAGCCUCCGGUCGCUUAUAUCCUCUUCCCGGGCGGGAUGACGAAGAGCGGCUUGGAUUCGUUUACUUCGCCAGCCUCCAGCGUGUGACGGGAAAAGUUUUGCGCGCGCAACCUCCUCUUCCAUCAGCAACCGGUGAUUUCAUCUUACAAGCACAUCUUCACAGCAAGACUGGCUUUUAUUUUAUAUUUCACCGCCACAGAGAUCUCUGCUACAGAACGAGAAGACAGACCAUAUAUAUUUUCACCAUAUUUGUUUACUUUUUAGAAAGAAAAUUGAGGCAUAACAAUCUGAAUUGCACAUUUACCAAGCGUGCAAAACUAACACAAAACUGAAUAAACUGAUUAAAAACCAACACAUCCUAUUGUGACUAAAUAUUUUUAUGGGACUAUAAUAAAUCACACAAAGGCCAAAAAAAUUGCAAAAUUGUCAAAAUUAAUUUCAUAUACAGUGAAAUAUGAGUUUGUGUUUUAGAUUCUUGAAUUUGGGCAACAGUAGUUAUUUGGCCUUUAUGUCCCAGAGUGUAGGCCACUUUAAUUUGAAAUGAAAGUAAUGCAUAUUUAAUAGAACGUCUCAAAAUUUCAAGUCAAAUAAAUUGAUAAAAACAUUUCAUAAGCAGCAACAUUACUAUGUCAGUCUGAAUAACAUCAUUGUGAAACUGUUUUAUUUUUGCAGUUUGUAUUGGGAAUCUGUCCUUUUGUUUAUUCUCUUUUAUGUCAGACAUCAGCGCAUUAUUACUUUUACUGUUAAUAAUAAAUGAAUCUGGGUUUUUACAUCCCUGACUCAGUGUUUGUAUUUAACUUCCUGGUCAAACUGACAUUAACAUGAGGCAAACCAGUAGCUGAUG